Messenger RNA from Rhizopus microsporus ATCC 52813, 420 nucleotides. RefSeq lists its product as uncharacterized. The record is from RefSeq and is a predicted model, not a curated record. Lineage: Eukaryota; Fungi; Mucoromycota; Mucoromycetes; Mucorales; Rhizopodaceae. The transcript is spliced from 4 exons. Gene Ontology annotation, biological process: mitochondrial electron transport, NADH to ubiquinone. Bases 1 to 420 code for a protein of 139 amino acids.
AUGCUUCGACAGCCCAUUCAGCGCAUUACUUCAAGCAACUUACGCAACAUCACAUUAAAGAGCUUGACCGCUUCUUACACAACUUCCCUUCAACCCACUGCAAAAUCUGUUGCUCCUACAGUUGAACAAGCAGCGAAUCGUGCAACAACCUGGUCAGAGACCCAACGUGCUAAAGCUGAUGCCUUAAAAGGUCCACGAUUUGAGCAAAUGGAUCUCAGUACCCAGCCUAAUCCUAUGGCCGCUAUUGAACUCAUCGCUGAAGAACCUAUCAGAUUUGUCAAUAAACGUAUUGCUCACUGUGACGGCGGUGGUGGACCUUUGGGUCACCCUAAGGUGUAUAUCAAUUUGGAUGCUUCUGGACCUCAAGCAUGUGGUUAUUGCGGUAUUCGUUUCCAAAAGCUCGAUGAUCAUCAUCAUUAG